UGUGUAACCCAGGUUAUAAAAGUCUGAAUUAUUUAAAAAGUACAUUUUAUUAUUAAAAAGGGCACAUAAUUAAUAUAUAGUCUAUUACAAUUAAGAAUAGCUAAUUCUUAAUAAAAACACAAUAAAUAAAAUAAGUCAAUUAAAUAAGGAGCUGGGAAAAUAAUGUAAAUAAAUACAGACACAAAUAUUAGAGGAAAAUAAACUUUAUUUAAUCCAUAAAUAAUUAUUUUUCAUAUUUUUGGGAAUACUUUGUUGUUUUAGUAGCACGUCACCUAUUGCAGCCAAUAGGGUGAUCGUAUUACGCUGACAUGAGUGGGAAAUACUGUUGACCCUGACCCAGCACUUCCUUUUGGGUCAAGCAGCCGUCAGGAGCAGGUGAAUGCUGGAAGAAAGUUAACAGAAAGCUAGAUACAAGCCAAACUUAGGUGAUAGAAACCUUAUUAUUAUCAGUAAUAACUCUCAUCUACUCUAAAACGCUGAGCUGGUGGAGCCAAGACGCAGUUUGUGGUGAAUGAGGAGCUUAUUAGCCUGAUACACAGAGGUUUUUCUGCAUCGGUCAGGUUUUUUGACUAGAGUUCGAAUUGGAUUCCCUCGUUCCUACGUUUGAUGGCGAGCCUCCCUGGACUUCGACCCUGAAAGCUGUUUGCAAGUACUGUGGACAACUCUGAUCUGUGAAACCCCCUUUUUUUUCCCUUAUUGCUGAACCUUUAUUCAUCUUCAGAGCGGUAGGAGAAAUACUCACCAUGCCAUAGACUGGACUCUGUGCACAUACCCACACUUCAAACUCCAACUCCCACCUGUGAAAAAAAAAGAACUUUAUAUUGUUGUGGUUUUGAUAUAUGUAUAUUGUGUUAUUAUUUUAAUUGAACUUAAUUCUUGAAUUUACAGAAUCUAACUAAUAUUCUUGUUAUUUUAUUUUGGUAUUCUGGUGAAAAAGGGAUAUUCUGAUAUUGAUACUGAGGUUGAUAUUGAUAUUUUGCAUAUAUAUAAAUAUAUUAUUAUUAUAGAUUUUCCUACCCGGGUAGUAGUAAUAUAAAUAGUAUCACAUACAACAUCAGGGAAAGAUAAUAUUGGUAUUAUUCAUAUUGAAUAUUCUAUAUCUUUUUGUUUUUUAUUUUCUUUUAUUAUAAUAGUAUUAUAAUAGUAUUCAUACUUACCUUUUCAAUAAAUGGAGGCUUCCACUAAGCUCCAAAUUCCAGAGACGUGGUGCAGUGUUGUUUCUCACGUGGUGUUGUCCUGGGCUCCGUAGACGAUCCUGGUAUCUUCUGACCGGCCUAUAGCUAUCCUUUCUAUUGCUCAGUAUAUUAGUGCUUGAUAUUAAAAUAUUGAAAACUAGUUAACACAUUACUACUCUGUAGUAAUCGUUACAAAAAAAAACUUGGCGAGCCAGCCAGGAGCCUAUCUCCAUUAAACACACACUAAAGAACCACACUGCACAACUGUCUAAUCAAGCUAAGUUGAUUCACACCCUAAAAAUGGAGUUCAUUGAACGUAAUGGUGUAAAAGUUCCUAAUUCUGUGGUUGUUAGUGGAUUAACUGGGUCAGACUGUGAUGAAGAGAUGUUUACAUUCUUGAGAGAAAAUGGUGCCAUAAAUAGGACACUAAAAGUAGAUGACACUAGUUCUGAAUUACAUUCACAAGUAAUUGUAGAAUACAGUUCUGGUUCUGCUUUGCAGACAUUACAACCCCUUCUACCCUACCGUUGUACGCUGGCCAACGAUUCAAAUACUGUAUGCUGCGUAAGAGCAUUAGCGGACGUUUACUGUCAGGGGGCGGGUAGUAAGAUCACUCACACUUAUGUAGGUGAGCUACAGAGAGUAGCUAAACUAAGUGGGAGGGAUUUAGAAGCAGUCCUGAAAGAAGCCCUGGAUCACAUUGGUGAAAUCAUUGACUCAUCUGAGCCUGUUGAACAGAAAAGUCCUGCAGCAAGCCCCGACCAAACGUCAGAGCUAAACCUGUCUGCAUCUCAAUCCCAAGCCCUAUUUGGUGCUCACCUGAAACCUACCUCUGAUGACAGCAGGAGCCAUCAUUCUGCAAAUUCCUUGUCGCCUCCUAAGCACAGAUCAGUUCCACUGCUUGAUUCUAUGACACUCAAUCCACCUGAAGUGCAGAAAGUAAUAGUGGAGCACAUCGUGAGAAGUGAAGAUAAAUCUCCCUUCGCUGGUUCAUCUGUGAGAUUGAGAAUCUUUUCUGGCAAAGUUCCAAAGCCAUACAGCGAGGUCGACUACGACACAUGGCGUUCUCAGGUCGGGCUGAUGCUCAGCGAUCCAUCAGUCCAUGAUAGAGAAGUAACACGCAGGAUUCUUGAAAGUCUUCUGUCCCCUGCUGCUGACAUAAUCAAGCACAUCAGUCCAGAGUCUGCAGCCACAAUAUACUUGCAGCUAUUAGAUUCAGCCUAUGGUAUUGUAGAGGAUGGAGAAGAAUUGUUUGCACAGUUCAUGAGUACUCUUCAAGAUGCAGGAGAAAAGCCUUCAGCAUACCUGCAACGUCUUCAGUCUGCACUGAGUCAAGCUGAAAGAGCAGGUGGUGUUUUGGCUCGUGACAUGAACCAGCAUCUCCUCAAGCAGUUUUGUAGGGGCUGCUGGAAUGAUAGUUUACUGGCAGACCUGCAGUUAGAACACAAGAUAAAACACCCCCCUCCAUUCGCUGAGUUGCUGCUGUUACUGCGCACAGCGGAAAACAAGCAUGAAGCUAAAGUUGCAAGAAGGAAACAGCACUUAAGCGUAGCUAAACAGAAAACUUCAGUGCACACACACACUAUGUGCAACCGUAGUGUAGUCAGUAGUGUAGUUCCAGUUGAGCCAGUUUCCACUGAAAUGAGUGAACUGAGGAAAGAACUAGCUCAAAUUAAAAGCCAACUAACCUCCAUUCUGAAACUGAAAAGUGAAAGAAAAACCUGUGUGAAGCCUGAAUCUUCAUCAGAACCACUGAGACAACCUAGACCUACAAAACCUGACCAUGCACAGAAGAAAGAGAGAAAGACUUUGGCUAAGAAAAACACCAGUGAAAAGCCCAAGCCCUGGUAUUGUUUUCGCUGUGGAGAAGAUGGACACAUUGUGGCUAAUUGUGAGGCUGAAGCUAACCCUGCUCUAGUCGCUGCCAAGAGAAGAGAGUUAAGAGAGAAACAAAGAGCAUGGGAAGAUGAACAAAACCCUUUAAACUGAAGCCAGUUUCUGUCAUGGGACAGCCAGGAACUGAAGAUCAUUCUCGUCCCACCACCAAGAAAGCUAAAAAACCACAUACUCAGCGAGCUUCACUAAAAUGUGCACAAACAAGACAACCCUGUUUUAUACCUAAAGGAUUGAUAGGAACCAAAUGCACAGCUCAAGUGAAAAUUGGAAAAAUUCAGACAAACUGUCUACUUGAUACUGGUUCCCAGGUAACCACAAUCUCCCAAUCAUUCUUCGACCAACAACUACCAGCACACCCGAUGAACUCACUUGGUGACCUGUUGGAAGUGGAAGGAGCUAAUGGACAGACGGUGCCUUACCUGGGGUAUGUAGACCUGAGUAUCACUUUUCCUGAAGAAUUUGCUGGAGCAGAGGUGGAAGUACCAACACUAGCCUUGGUUGUUCCAGACCUAAAUUCUGACACUCAACCCCAAGUCCUCAUUGGCACAAACACUUUGGAUGUCUUGUAUAUGACCAUCAAUGAACAGAAUGUGAGAGAGUACAAUUCCAGUUCGUACGGUUAUAAAGCCGUAUUGAAAAUACUCAAAGCAAGACUUGAACAACAACAAAACCUCACUCAUGGG
Messenger RNA from Astyanax mexicanus (Mexican tetra), 3754 nucleotides. RefSeq names its product zinc finger CCHC domain-containing protein 18-like. The record is from RefSeq and is a predicted model, not a curated record. Lineage: Eukaryota; Metazoa; Chordata; Actinopteri; Characiformes; Acestrorhamphidae. Gene Ontology annotation, molecular function: nucleic acid binding; zinc ion binding. Bases 1476 to 3164 code for a protein of 562 amino acids. The transcript has 2 exons.